This is a messenger RNA of Rotaria sp. Silwood2, 987 nucleotides long. The record is from the annotation of a GenBank genome assembly. Lineage: Eukaryota; Metazoa; Rotifera; Eurotatoria; Philodinida; Philodinidae.
AUGAAUGAACGUCAUACAUUUGACAGCGCACAUCCACAAUCAACAUCUCAUCUCAUAAUUAAACGUUCCAUUCCAGUAGCACCAGUUCUGAUAGGGCCUCAAAUACCUCGCCGCGAACGAGAAGAAACGCAUGAACGUUAUUGUCGCGCGUUGUUAACAUUAUUCGUGCCAUGGCGAUCAGUCCAGAACCUUUGUGCAACGAAUGAGACAUGGUCUGAAGCAUUGGAAGCUCGAAGGCUGUUGAUCUCUCCCAACUCGCUUAAGAUUAUAGAAAAUAUAGAACUUUUGCACGAAUGCAAACACGAUCGAGAUGAACAUCUUCAUCAAGUUCUUUUAGAAGCCCAAAACGACAACAGCAUUGACCCUAUUUUGAUGCCUAAUUACUAUGAAGGCGACGAAAAUGCAGAAGAAGACGAUCCUGAACAACUUUUGCAAAUGCUCUCCAUCGUAAAUGAGAUCACGACAAACACUUACUCUGCAUUGACAGUUACUCACGAACAACGCUAUGUUCAUGAUGCAUUACAAGCAAUUGAUAAUACAGAUAGAUUUGCACUACUCAAUGGCCGUACACGUUAUCAGGGCGAAAAUAAUGAUGAUAUCAUACACGACGUCCACACAUUUGUCGUAGCUCGUGAGCAUCAUACGACCAUGAUUAAAGAAUGGAAACGUGAUAUUCAAGCCCGACGAGACGAAACAAGAAACUAUUUAAUUUCAGGUGAAGAUACUCUGGAAGCUCGAGAUGAUGAAACACAGAUUGAAGUCGUAGGUACUGAAAUUCCAACAAGCCCAAUUAAAACGAAAGUUACAAGAGUCCCACCUGUAACUGCAACCAAUUCCGUUUUAUUUCCCACAAAACAGGAUAUCGUCAAACAAUUUACACUAAAUAUACAGCAAAAAAAUGCUUUUAUGAUUGUUACUAGUCACUUAGAUGGUGAAAAUAAUGCUUAUACAGGUAUAUUAUCUCGAUUUUGUUGUUGUAAGAUUUAG